Ictalurus furcatus (blue catfish) is the source of this 1247-nucleotide messenger RNA. RefSeq names its product nodal-related 2 (gene ndr2). Lineage: Eukaryota; Metazoa; Chordata; Actinopteri; Siluriformes; Ictaluridae. The record is from RefSeq and is a predicted model, not a curated record. Gene Ontology annotation, molecular function: growth factor activity; cytokine activity; type I activin receptor binding. The coding region runs from base 102 to 1247 and encodes 381 amino acids. Gene Ontology annotation, cellular component: extracellular region. Gene Ontology annotation, biological process: SMAD protein signal transduction; BMP signaling pathway. The transcript is spliced from 3 exons.
GGUGGGGGUGAGGUGGUGUGAGGGAGUGGGGGUGAAGGGGGGGUGUAAGAGUGGUGUAUAAAAGCUGGAGGCUGCAGGGUGAGAGGCGUCAGUGUAUCAUCAUGAAGGCAGCGGGAGGGUUGGUGCUCCUGCUCCACCUCGGCGCUCUGGGACUGGGAUCAGGAUUCAGCACUCAGAGGAACGAGAGUCAGUACUUUCCCUCCUACAUGAUGCGUCUGUAUCACAGCUUCAGCACCAAUCAGACUCCAGCACCGCCAUCUUCAUCAUCUUCAUCAUCAGCGCCACUUCAUCACCUCCAUCCUCAUCAUCACGCGGAUCUGGACAGAGCGCUGAGAGCCGACACGGUCCGCAGCGUCGCUCCCAGGAAUGUAGUCUUUCGAGACAGAAACUGGAUCACGACCUUUGACCUUUCCACUUUGCUCUCUGAGCGCCACAUCCAGGCUGUCGAGCUGAGGAUCCGCGUUCCUACGGUGACCCUUCAGCCGGAGGUUACCGUGGAGCUGCGUCAUCAUCAGGACUGGCCGUGUCCCAAACACAGCGUGUGCAUCGAGGACCAGUCACUGGGAUUUCUCCCAGAAUCCUCUCUGAUCAGCUCGUCCAAUCAUUGGAGAGUGUAUAACGUCACGGCUCGGCUGCUCCGCUGGAUGGAUGUCGCGCUCUCGCAGAGGAGGAGUAGGGCGAUGAGAGGGAAGGUCAAAGGUCACGCAACUUCAGGCGUCAAGGUGGCAAACGUGGGAAUGAAUCGCGCGCUGCUGGUGGUGUUCUCAUACGAGGGAUCGAAGGACGGAGAGCAGGAUAAAGCGAGUCUGCUUCGUACGGCCGAGCGCUCCAAAUUCCUCCUGAGUGCGGAGAGUCAGGUGGUGAGGAGGGUGAAGAGGCAGAAGAGCCGCCGCAAGAACGACAAGAACGAGAGAGAGAAAGAGAACGAGAAGAAGAGCCUCUGCAGGAGAGUGGACAUGCACGUCGACUUCAACCAGAUCGGAUGGGGCUCCUGGAUCAUCUUCCCUAAAAAGUACAACGCCUACCGCUGUGAAGGGGCGUGUCCUAAUCCACUUGGACAGGACUUCCACCCUACAAACCACGCCUACAUGCAGAGUUUACUGAAACACUUCCAGCAGGGUCGAGUUCCCUCGCCGUGCUGCGCUCCAGUCCGCACCAGCGCCCUCAGCAUGCUGUACUAUGAGAACGGAGAGAUGAUCCUGCGGCAUCAUGAAGAGAUGGUUGUGGAGGAGUGCGGCUGUCACUGA